CCGCCGCGAGCGCAUGCUUCACACGACCAACGAGCCGGAAUUCGCGCGCAGCCUUCCCUUCGAAACGUCUAAUGGGAAACUUUUACUUUCGCACGGAACUUUAAAAACUUCACCGUACAUUUGGAUGUGUGUGCACGUGUCUGUGUUCCUUGUUUGUACCAUGCUACAGUGACAGUUUACAAAAUAUAUUUUAUUAUGUUCGAAGGAGACAAUUGCAAUAUGUAUCUCUGUUUAUGCCUUGUUAUUUGGAGCGCUGCCUUCGUGCCGACUCAAGCCCAAGGCGACAGACGCUGUGGGCACCCUGCUGUACCGCCAAACGCAAGGGUGUCUCUGUCCACCGAUGGUGACAUAGUGCCAGGAACAGUGGCUACGUAUGAAUGUGACGAUGGCUACGAACUCUUCGGGUCCCGUCAACGAGAGUGUUCGUUACGAGGGGACUGGACGGCGGAAUCUCCUUUUUGUGGCACAAACGUUGCGUUCAGGAAGCCUGCUAAUCAAUCAACCACAGUUCGAGGUGGCCACGCCAGCAAUGGCAACGAUGGUGAGAAGACCACAGAACACGACGGCAAGCGGUGCACGGAGACGCAGAGGGAAGCCUCUCCGUGGUGGCAGGUGGAUCUGCUUCGUCAUUAUGCUGUUAAAGUCGUCAGAGUGACCACCAGAGGAUGCUGUGGUCACCAACCUCUGCAGGACCUUGAAAUCAGAGUUGGAAACAGCAGUACAGACCUCCAGCGAAAUCCAUUGUGCGCUUGGUUUCCCGGAACUAUAGAUGAAGGCAUAACAAAGACUUUCACAUGCGCUCGACCUCUCAUAGGCCAACAUGUGUUCCUGCAGCUUGUUGGAGUCGAAGGAUCCCUGUCAUUAUGCGAAGUCGAGGUCUUCACUACAGAAGAGUUCUCCAACGACCGUUGCGCCCCCGCCGGAGCAUCCGCGGAUAUCGAAUUAGCGGCUUUUUCCAGAAAUUGCUAUGAAUUUAAUGUCGCCAAAGGAGCUUCAUUCGAUGACGCCAGGAAACAGUGCCAGUCGCAUGGAGGUGAUUUAAUUAACGGCUUUCAGGGAGCCACGUCAAGUUAUCUGAUUCAAGAGCUGGAACGGCGCAAGUCGCAACUGAAAACACAGCUUGUAUGGAUAGGAGCACAAAAGGAACCCGGUCUCACGUCACGGACUUGGAGAUGGGUCGAUGGCGAAAUAGUGUCAAAACCGACGUGGGGCAAAGACCAGCCAAACAAUUACAACGGGGAACAAAAUUGCGCUGUCCUGGACGGCGGUCGUGCGUGGCUGUGGAAUGACGUGGGCUGCAACCUGGACUAUCUUCACUGGAUAUGCCAGUACCUACCGCCAUCAUGUGGAAGCCCGGAUAAACUUUUGAACACCACCAUCGAAGGGAAUAGUUAUAAGGUUGGGGCAGUUAUAGCCUACAAGUGCCCCGAAGGUCAUAUGUUACUCGGGGACAAAACACGUGAAUGUAAAAAGGACGGAUUCUGGUCAGGCACAGCUCCUAGUUGUAAAUAUGUGAAUUGCGGCGGCUUGACCCCGAUUCAAGAUGGUGACGUCACAUUAGUCGAUGGUAGGACGACGCACGGUGCCAAAGCUGUGUACUCUUGCCGAGAAAAUUACACCCUUGUUGGCGAGCCUGAGAGACAUUGUGGGGAUGAAGGCAUAUGGGACGGAGAAGCCCCGAAGUGUCUCUUUGAUUGGUGUCCCGAGCCACCGCCUGUAACUGGAGCCGUCGUCACUGUCAAUGGCCACAAAGCUGGUUCGCUAGCGACGUACUCUUGCCAGAAUGGAUUCAUUCUGUUCGGACAACCGAGCGUAACCUGUAACCUAGGGGGUAUUUGGACGGGAACUGCACCUUCAUGUAAAUACGUGGAUUGUGGAACACCAGCUCAGAUUUACAAAGGAUCCUUUAGCCUACUAAAUGGGACAACUACGUAUGGUUCUCUGGCACAAUUCAACUGCGAGCCUGAUUAUUGGUUGGCUGGAGCAGAGAUAUUGACAUGCAAUCGGGAUGGAAAAUGGUCGCAUGAUAUACCUUCUUGUGAACUAAUCACCUGUGCCGAUCCAGAAGUACCAGCAGGAGGGUACAUGGAAGCUUACGAUUAUAAUGUGCAUUCGACUAUCGAUUUCCACUGCGAGAAAGGUCACAAGUUAGUCGGGGAGCAAAGUUUGAUUUGUCAACAAGACGGAGAGUGGUCCGGUGAAUCACCAAAGUGUGAAUACGUGGACUGUGGCAAGCUACCACCUAUGCCAUACGGAUCGGCUGAACUUCUCAACGGCACCACGCACUUAGGAAGCGUCAUUCAAUACUCCUGCACCACUAACUAUAGACUUGUGGGUCCGGUGAGGCGAGUCUGCACGGACACUUACCAGUGGAGUGAUUCGUCGCCACGGUGUGAAGAAAUCCGAUGCCCAGAACCAAUUGUAACCGAAAACAGUAUAGUCUCAGUGACGGGUAACGACCGAAUGCACGGUCGUACGUUAAUUCGCACAUCAGUCAGCACGAAUAAUGGACAGACGUAUCGCAUUGGGGCUUUGGUGAAGUACCGGUGCGAACGGGGUUACAAAGUGGUGGGCGAGAGCCUGUCCACGUGCGAGGACAACGGCCAGUGGAGCGGCGUCACGCCAAAGUGCCAAUACGUGGAUUGCGGCAAUCCCGGGCGGCUUCAGAACGGCAAGGUCACUCUCGCGACAAAUGCUACAUACUAUGGCGCAGCUGCGCUAUACGAAUGCGAAGAGCACUGGCAGCUCGAUGGAGUCUCCAGGAGACUGUGCCAGGACAACGGCACGUGGAGCUCUGAAGCUCCCGUAUGUAAAGAAAUCACCUGCAACGAUCCAUCAAUCCAAAUAAAGGGAAGCACGGGAUUGCUUGUCGUAACUUCCACUUUGAGUGUCGGUGGUGAGGCGCAUUACCGCUGCGAAAGAGGUUACAGUUUGAAGGGAAACCAGACGAGAACUUGUAUGCCGAAAGGACAAUGGGGUGGAGCUCCUCCUGUUUGCAUACCUAUCGAUUGUAAAUCACCUGGGAAUAUGGAGAACGGCCGCAUCAUAGUAUCCAACAGCUCUACAUUGUUCGGAAGCUCGAUAGAAUAUCACUGCCUCCCACAAUAUCACCGAGUUGGACUUUUUCUGCGCAAAUGUUUAGAUGAUGGGAAAUGGUCAGGAGAAGAGCCGCGAUGUGAGUUGGCAAAGAACGAAGCGGCCGAAAGCGGCACGUUACCACUGAGUGUGGGCGUGGGGUGUGGCAUUGUGCUGUUCCUACUUAUGCUUUUAGGAGUUGUCUAUUUACGACUCCGAAAAGCUACUCCCGUCAAAAACACAGAAAAUAUAGAAGGCGCUGAAAGAAAGGAGGACCAAAAUGCUGCCGUUAUGAGUUAUGCCACACUACACGAUACUAACGGAAGACAUAUAUAUGAUCACGUGACUGACAAUCUCUACGAUUCACCCUACAGUGAAAGCUUGGCAGAAAAUUCUGCCUACGGUCGAAGGAGCGACACCGACAGCGCGUACGAACCCGAACCGACAGGCCCCAAUGCCGUGGUCACUAUCAAUGGAGUCGCUGUCCGUUGAUCCCUAUUUAGUCUAGUGUCUAAAAGAGUGCUAUAAAUGAUUGUACUAUUUACUGAAACGGUAACCAAGUGUUAAGAAAAAGUAUACGAGACGAUACACCUACCUAUUUAUAAACAGUGACUUGUGUCAUAGUCACUCGUUUAGUCCAAACGUCGAGUGGUUGUAGUUAAUUGGAGUUAUAUAACUAUUUGCUGUUGGGAAAAUCAAAAUGGUUACCAUAAUAAGUGUAAAAGUUUUAUCUUCAUGAAUUAAUUCUUCAUCGGAAGACGAAACAAUUGUUGAAAUUUGAAUCUAUUACCUGCUUUAGUGAUCUAUCGGAAAUAUGAAUUGUUACUAAUGUAUUCUAAUCACCAACCGUUACUAGGUAAACAACCAAAGAUGUAAAAAGAGUUGGAAAUUGUAUGAAAUACGUGUUUAUAUUUUAUCAAUUAAGAAAUUAAGAUAUUUACAAAUUUAUGACGAGCUUAUGUUAGCUAUAUGAGCUUUUAAAAUUAAUGAUAAUAUAUUCUCAUGGCAAAACGCCUUUGUCUGUGAAUAUGUUUCAUUAUUCCUUACAUUAUUCUAUAAAUAUUGGCUUUACCUACCCUUUAACGUUCCAAUUAUUCAACUUUCUUCCUUGGUACAUCUCAGUUAAAAUAUUUUAUUUAGUCAUUAUUUCACUGCCCUGUUCACGUUCUGUCUACAUGUCUCAUUUAUGGAAACAUUUUCAUGUUAGGUUUAUUAUUAGUUUAGUAGGAACAUUAAUUUUAUUGAAUAGUUUUAAAAUUAGUCUAAUAAGUUUUAUAUAUGUAUAUUUAUUUGUGAAUAUUCGUAGGUGACGUUAGAUAUAUUAAUUUGAUGCCAAAAUAAUUUUUCACUGCUUAUUCCUCUUUUAACGGUUUGUAAUGAAAAUGUGAGCUAUUUGUUUGUUCCUUUGUUAUAUUUUGUAAAAGAAACAUUUUAUUAAAAAAUAUAAAUUUUGACCAGCA
Messenger RNA from Colias croceus (clouded yellow), 4535 nucleotides. RefSeq names its product sushi, von Willebrand factor type A, EGF and pentraxin domain-containing protein 1 (gene fw). The record is from RefSeq and is a predicted model, not a curated record. The transcript has 18 exons. NCBI's taxonomy places the organism in Eukaryota, Metazoa, Arthropoda, Insecta, Lepidoptera, Pieridae. The coding region runs from base 196 to 3567 and encodes 1123 amino acids.